CCCGGCGGGAGGAAACGAAGCGAGUCAGCCAAGAAACCCGUGAAAGCCCAAGUAGGGUGGGACCUAAGCGGCCCACCGCGCUCCCCAUUGGCCCGAGAGCCCGUUCUUCAAAAAGCGAAGCUUCGAAGGUUGCCUGGAUCCGCCUCCAGCUCCCCUUCUUGUGAGAUGAAAACUUUCUGGCAGCCUCAGUGGGUGGAGGGAAAUAAAAAAAAAUGCUCAAGAUGGCGGAAAAUUUAAAAGAGUGUACUGUUUGCUGCAAGUCAACUUGGUCCAAUCUCCAGGAUCUUUGUCGAUUGGAGAAGGUGUGUUGCCCUUCCUUGGGCAUUACUAAAAAAAACCUCAGUGAUUUUGAAGUAGAAUAUCUAUGUGAUUAUAAGAAAAUCCGGGAAGAAAAUUGUAAAAUGGUAGACUUACAGUUUGCUCUGUUAUUUUACUCAGGAUGAGGAAUUCUACCUGGUGAAGUGGCGGGGCUAUUCUGAUUCAGAGAAUACCUGGGAGCCCCGAAAGAAUUUGCGAUGUUUCAGUAUACUCAAGCAAUUCCACAGGGACCUAGAACAGGCAUUGAUCCGUCGUGGUAGCAAGCUCAAAAAGAAUAUGCGUUUACUUGAUCAAGGAAUUUCCAAUUAUUUGGUUCAGAAGGCCAAACAGAGGCGAGCUUUGCAGCAUUGGGAAUAUGAGCUUAAUGCCAAGCGCAACCACAAGGGACGAAUUGUGGUAGAAAAUGAAGUGGAUUUGGAUGGGCCUCCCCGGGACUUUGUCUACAUCAGUGAAUAUAAAGUUGGGGAUGGUAUCACUCUCAACCAGGUGGCUGUAGGCUGUGAAUGUUCAGACUGUCUGUCAGAAGCAGCAGGAGGAUGCUGUCCUGGUGCUUCACACCAUAAAUUUGCCUAUAAUGAAUUGGGCCAAGUAAAGAUCAAGGCUGGCAUGCCCAUCUAUGAGUGCAAUUCUCGCUGCAGCUGUGGUAUUGAUUGCCCAAACCGUGUAGUACAGAGGGGCAUUCGUUAUGACCUUUGCAUUUUCCGGACAGAUAAUGGACGUGGCUGGGGUGUACGUACAUUGGAGAAGAUUCGCAAGCACAGCUUUGUCAUGGAAUAUGUUGGAGAGAUUAUCACAUCAGAGGAAGCUGAGAGACGGGGUCAGAUCUAUGACCGACAGGGUGCCACUUAUCUGUUUGACUUGGACUACGUAGAAGAUGUAUACACAGUAGAUGCUGCCUAUUACGGCAACAUUUCACAUUUUGUUAAUCACAGUGUAAGUGCAAUAAUUAAUGAGGGAGCUUUGACCUCAAUAAUAUUCAGGGCAAGAUUUGUUUCACUUUUCACUCAACCUGGCAUUCUGUGCUUCCAGUGCAACCCCAAUCUACAGGUGUAUAAUGUUUUCAUUGAAAAUUUGGAUGAGCGACUGCCACGUAUUGCUUUCUUUGCUACUCGAGCUAUCAGAGUUGGGGAAGAGCUCACCUUUGACUAUAAUAUGCAAGUGGAUCCAGUAAAUGCAGAAAGCACAAGGAUGGACUCUAAUUUUGGCCUUGUGGGAAGUCUUGCUGGCUCACCGAAGAAGCGGAUGCGAAUUGAGUGUAAAUGUGGCACAGAAUCUUGUCGAAAAUAUCUUUUCUAGUUCUUUGCUAGUUUUUCUUGGAAAAUGCCUUGUAAAGCCUGGAUUGGAAGUCCAAGCUGGCUGUUGAAAGAUUGCAGACAGAGGCUAAGAGUCAGGAACUUACCUGCUUGAAGAACAAAUGAUAAAAGCUUAGAAAUGCAAGAGGGCAGUAACCCACAUUUCUUGUGCUAUAUAGCACUAACGUGGCUACUUCUGAUUGCCUGAUCAGAGUAUUCUUAUGGAAACAUGGGUGUGGGGCAGUCUCCUCAGUAGGUGGACAGGUUGCUUGACUUCAUCUUGCUGCCGAGAUGCUUGCUGAAAAAACUACAGCAUAGAACAGAACUCCUUUCAUAAAUCUGUGCUUAUCUUAUUUGAACCUCAAGUACAGCUUACUGUUUAAAACCUUAAAUACAAAGACAAGGAAGGAGCUAAUUUUUCAGGGUUUUUCCGAAGGACAAAAAUCUUAAUUUUCUGUAAGAAGCACUUCCUAGCCACCUUACUGAUAGGUGGGAAAUCAAAGCCGUUUUCUUCUCCCUGUGCACAGAUUUUGUAUUACCUCAGUGUGCCAUGACUGCUGUCCAUCUUUACAUAAUUGCUACUUGAAGUCGCACUUAAAACCCAUCAUGGAGUGAAGCUCUAUGCAAUUUGUAAAGCAACGUCGUCUUUUUUAAUUAAUGCAUUUAUUUUUAAAGAAAAUGUUUUAAUUUUUUUUAAUGGGUUGGGGCACAAACUAGCUUCUGGAGAUAGCUGUAUUUUGGAAAAUGUUACGAAGUUCUUGAAUUAUGACUGCUGAACUGAAUUAGUUGUCUGGAUUCUUUAUUUUGUGUUUUAUAAUUUACUGUUCCUUUAAAAAAAAUUCACUGCAGUAAUAAAUGUAAAGAGAAUAGGCUUUAGAAGCAGCUUUAGUCUAACAGAAAUGGGAGAAACAUGUAAUCAGAAUUGCAAAAUCAAAUCACUUGCUUUUGGGCUUUGGUUUUUAUAAACACAAAAGAUAAUAUUGUGGAGUAGGAACAUUUAUGUUUGGCACAAGAAAGUGAGGGUUUAAGUUAUUUUGUUUUAAUAAUAAAUUAGAAUAAUAUAAUUGGAAAUGAAUAUUUAAACCAUUGAGUCCAAGCCCCUGCUCAGUCCCAAAUCAAAAUGAAAGCAUCCCUGACAAAUAUCUAUCCAAUAUUUGCUUGCAUAUAUCCAAUCAAGGGGAGUCCCCCAUCUCUUAAGAUAAAAGUUUUCAUUUUUGAAUGCCCUUACCUUUAGGAAUUUUUUCUGACACUUCAACUGGAAAAUGUAUUCUGGUAAUUUUAGACCAAUUAUUUCAGGUCCUUUUUUUCUGGGACAACCAAGAACAGAUUAUGACCACUUAUUAGCACAGUCCAAAUAUCUUAAAGGGUAACAAUUAUAACCUUCUGUCACUUUUUGAAAAUGAAACAUUUAUUCAUUGUUUAUUAUCGCCAUGCAGAUCCAUUUCUACUGCCCUGAUUUUUAUAUCUUUUUGCACUUGUUCCAGUGUAUCUAAACCCUUUAAGUGUUGUGCACAGAAAAGGAUACAGAUCUGCACUAUUAUUUGUGAGAUCUGAAAAUUAUAUUCUACUGAAACAAUUUGAAAUGUUUCCUUUUUGCAAUUACAUUACUGAUUGAGAUCAAUUCCACUUUUAAGACAAUUUUUGCAUAUACUAAUGCUAUACCAAGAACUCCUCAUCCUGCUCUGGCAAAUUUGAGUUUUCUUAAAUAAAGGGUGUUUCUGUAUUAUCGAAUAUUAGCUCUCCCACCCAAUUUAAUAUCAUUUGUAAAUUUGGUGACUGUUCAGUCUAUCUCUUUGUUCAAAAUAAUUGUCAAAACAGUUGAUGUACUGGCUUAGGACUUAACCCUGCAGCCCUCACUUUGUACUUCACUUCUGGAUUAAUUUUAAGGACCCACUGUUAGCCUCCUUAAAUAUUAUACCUAGUUCAUAUUUAUCUAGCUUAAUAAUAAGAAUGUUAUGUGAUAGUUUAAACGUUUUACUGAAAUCAAGAUACAUGAAAUGUUCUCCAUUCCCCUAAAUUAAAACUGGAUUUAAAAAAACAAACACCCCAACCCAAAAUAAACUUAGUCUGGCAAGAUUUCUUGAAAAAUCUAUUCAGGCUUCUGCUGAUUACAUUAACAUUUAAAAUGCUGUUUUUGUUUUGAAGCCCAGUGAGUAAUAAAACUUCCUGCUUGAACCUGUUAGGAAGAAAAUAAUGAACAAAUAAAAUGGGAUGCUGAAAACUGUUCUUUUCCCCUGUAGAAGUUAGGGAAAAAUAAGGAUACUAGGUCUCAGUGUUCAUUAUAUCAAAGUAAAAGAUAUACAAAGAAAAACAUUUCAGGGAUGACCUCUUUUCAAAUGAGGGCCUGGAUUUAGCUGUUUAAGCAUCUCACCAACUGCAUUCCAAAAGAACAGCAAAAUGUGAGUACAUGUUAAUAAUUUUUAGAAAUACUAAAUAUUUGGAUGUAUUUUAUUAUUUGUAUGGGAAUACAAUCAUUUUAGUAGGUAAUCACAUUUUCCUUAUUGGGGACCAUACUUACUUUAAAAAAAUAUACCUUUGGGGAUGAUAGUAAUGCAGAAUUUUAAACUGGGAAAUGUUUCAAAUAGAUGCAUUAUAUCUAUAAGUUGUUCAAUAUAUUUUACAGCUUUAAUUCAUUAAAAGGAGAAAUGCUCAGAAAAAAACUGAUUUUCGUACUGCUAAAAUUCAAAAAUAGUUUUAGAAUUUGGAGACUAUAAGAAUUAAGUCAGGGCAGGCAUAUACCUGUUUGCCUUGGUUAAAGCAGCAUUAUACAUCUGCAUAAUCAUUAACAUACUUCUUUAGUAUAUCCAAGUUCACAGAAAAUAAUCCUUUUCAAAAACGAUUUGGCAGUAUUUAAAACAAAUACUGAAUUCUGUUAUCUUGAAGCAGUAUAUUAACAGUUGAUGCACAAAAAGAUAAUUAUGGAGUUGGGCAUGUCUAUUAAAGAGAUGUUAAAGGAAUGAAAUAUAUAGAAGGCUUUAAAUCUGCAAAAAAAUGCAAAACUAAUGCUAUGCAAAUUUUGAAUUUGAAAUGUUUUCAUACUUGAAAUAGCUAUUCGAUACUAUUCUGAUCAUUCUGCAAAAGUUCCAAUUUUGAAACUUCCAGGUUUCUGGAAUAUCGCUAAAGACUGUAAGGUUAGGAUUACUUGUUUAAAAUCUCAAACAUUUUACACACCUGUAAUCAGAAUUAAUAACAUUCUUUAUGGAAUAAAGUAACUUGAAUAGAGAUAGCCCCAUCUCAGAACUAAAAUCCGGAGAGGCAGGAUAUUUAGGGCUGAUGACUGUGUUUAUAUAAUUCUCUUUAUUCUAGAAUUGUGCAAUAUACUGAAAUAUAAAUUAAUCAAAUAGCCUGGUUCAGUUAAGUCAUGGCAACAUUAACCAAGGCUAACCAUAACCAACCUUAGCAUGUGUGAAUGCAAUCAUUAGAUUUUUAAUACACUGUGUUGUAGAAUUUGCUUCCACAAGAUGUGUAAGAGCUAUCAUUACCUUGAAAAGAAAUUGUGCUGUUGUCAAAGAUAAAUCACCUUUGGUUAUAUGCUAUCAGCAGACCUUAUGACAUAGUUCUUCUGAAUACAUCCUCUCCAGCAACUAAGGGCACCACUCAUUUCUUCUUGCGCUUGUUUUCCUGAUAUAUAUUAUGUACAUAGAAUGUUGUAACAGUCUGUUCCAUUGAGA
Messenger RNA from Ahaetulla prasina, 5281 nucleotides. RefSeq names its product SUV39H1 histone lysine methyltransferase (gene SUV39H1). Gene Ontology annotation, cellular component: nucleus. Gene Ontology annotation, molecular function: zinc ion binding; histone H3K9 methyltransferase activity; protein binding. The record is from RefSeq and is a predicted model, not a curated record. NCBI's taxonomy places the organism in Eukaryota, Metazoa, Chordata, Lepidosauria, Squamata, Colubridae. The transcript has 5 exons. Bases 595 to 1614 code for a protein of 339 amino acids.